ACGGUUAAUUUGGCUGCCAUCUGUACUCCAGCGGAUUACAACACAAGGCCGCUGGAUACUAUCUACAGCAACUUCGUCGAUGCUCUCCCCGUGGCCAAGUUCUGCUCCGAUUUCAAAAGAAGAUUGAUUCAUUUCUCCACCUGUGAGGUCUAUGGCAAGACCGUUGGAGCCUUUUUGCCUCCUGACAGCAAUAUGCGCAACGAUCCCCAGUAUUAUGUGCUGAAAGAAGACGAAACGCCUUGCAUUUUCGGGCCUGUGCAAAAGCAACGGUGGUCAUACGCUUGUGCAAAGCAGCUCAUUGAAAGGGUCAUCUAUGCUGAGGGGGCUGAAAAUGACCUCAAAUUCACCAUCGUCCGCCCGUUCAACUGGAUUGGUCCGCGUAUGGAUUUUAUCCCUGGAAUUGAUGGCCCCAAGGAUGGCGUGCCUCGCGUUCUUGCUUGCUUCAGCAAUCAACUUCUGCGCGGAGAACCAUUGAAGUUGGUUGACGGUGGCAAGUCACAACGGACCUUUGUGUACAUCAAGGAUGCAAUCCGCGCCGUGAUGCUUAUGAUUGAGAACCCAGAGCGAGCAAACGGGCACAUAUUUAAUGUCGGUAACCCCAAGAACGAGGCUAAUGUUCGUGAACUGGCCACGAUGAUGACACGGAUCUAUUGCAAAGUGAGCAAGCAAGCAGAGCCUGCAACACCCACAGUCGAUGUUACAUCAAGUGACUUCUAUGGAAAGGGUUAUGACGAUAGUGACCGCCGAAUUCCAGACAUGACACUUAUUCAGCAGCAGCUGGUAUACUGGAUGAGUGAAUAUGGCUCGAAAGUCAUCUCGGAUGGGAAGAUGCAAGGGGAAUGGAACACCAAGGCAGGACGGGAUGGGCUAGAUGCCGUCUUAUGCCAUGCAGAGGCAGUUUACCAGGCCAACAUGGCCAGCUUGAAGGCGUCCCUUGGGGGUCAUCUACAGCCCAUGCUGAGAUGCCAACAUGGCCAACAUGAAGGCGUCCCUAGGGGGUCAUCAUCUACAGCCCAUGCUGAAAGAUUUCCAUGGCAUGCGCAUGCGCGUGCUCCUUUCAACUCUCCCCCUUUUCUCUUCCCCCCCACCACCUCCCUCUCUCACCACCUUCAGGCCAACAUGGCCAACAGAAAGGCGUCUCUAGGGGGCCAUCUGCAGCCCAUGCUGAAGGACUUUCACCACACGCACAUGCGCGUGCUCAUUCCCACAAAGGCGUCUCUAGGGGGCCAUCUGCAGCCCAUGCUGAAGGACUUUCACCACAUGCGCAUGCGCGUGCUCAUUCCCACGUAUCCUUGUCCCUAUGAGGAGCGGGUGGGGGCGUGGGGCGUGGGAGGGAAGUGGGUGUGUUUGAUCCCAACAGCUGUUCAAGCCAAACCCGUUGUCUACAGUGUGGGCAGUGACGAGGAGUAUUCAUUCGAAGAGUCAAUGUUUCGCCACUACCGCUCCCAGCCCUACACGCUCGACCCGUUUCUCUCCCCGCAAGCCCAGGCACGCAUGCAGCUGCUGCGCUUCCUGCACUUUCACUCGCUGGGGCUGGCUGGGAAAGCAUCGUUAGGCGACUACCAAAAAUGGAACCCGAAUGUGACUUUCCGCACUCUGCCUGAAUUGAUGCAGGUAGGUGGGGAGGGCGGGGGACGGAAAGCGCGAGGGGAGCGAGGGAAGAGAGGGGAGGGAGAGGAAAGGGGAAAGAAUGGAGAGAGAGUGGGGUGA
Closterium sp. Naga37s-1 is the source of this 1710-nucleotide messenger RNA. Lineage: Eukaryota; Viridiplantae; Streptophyta; Zygnematophyceae; Desmidiales; Closteriaceae. The record is from the annotation of a GenBank genome assembly.